AUGGAUUGCGGUCAGUGUGCUGGAAGAGAGGCAUAUACCUCGGUAAAGCAGCAUUUUCUCAAAUACAUUGAUAACCCGGAUGAACUGUCAUCUACAGUUGAUCCGUUGGCAGAGGACGCUGAAGUAUGUGCACCACAACGCAAGGCUAUACAAUUGUAUAAACAUCAUACUAACAGUUACCCAAAGUCACCAUGGGAAUCACUUCGACGGGAUGAACAGAUCAGAGCCGAGAUAUCCCAGGAUCUUGAAAGAUGUCUCCAGGAAAACAGCUUCUUUCACGAUCCGAUAGUCAAACUCAGGCUUCUCAACAUCCUGUUCGUAUUUGUCAAACUGAACCCAGAUCUGGGCUACAGGCAAGGAAUGCAUGAGCUGCUCGCUCCUAUACUGUGGGUAGUAACGCAAGAUGCUAUUGAUCUGCAAACCCUGAAUGAGGACGUAGCCUUCGCUGCUGCUGGUGAACAGGCGUUGAUGCUACAGUCCCUCGAUCCAACAUACAUCGAGCAUGACUCCUUUAUCCUCUUCUGCGCUAUUAUGCAAACUGCUAAGGAGUUCUAUGAACAUAACGAUAGCAAGAGUGGUGGAGGAGGGAGCUCGGAAGUAUCGUCUAUCAUUGCGCGAAGCCAACAUAUUCAUCUGGGCAUACUGCGAAAGAUAGACCCUGAACUGGCUGACCAUCUUGUUGCUAUUGAAGUCUUGCCGCAGAUAUUCUUGACGCGAUGGAUAAGACUCUUGUUUGGCCGGGAGUUCCCCUUUGACGACGUGCUUGCCGUCUGGGACUUGGUUAUUGCCGAGAACGUGAGGGCAUCACUAAUUGACAUGAUAUGUGUUUCAAUGUUACUACGUAUUCGAUGGCAGUUGAUGGAAGCGGACUACUCGACUGCCUUGUCCCUUCUACUAAGAUAUCCGUCUCCAAAACCUAUCAAACCACGUACUUUUGUUCUAGAUGGUCUCUAUCUAGAGCACAACACAACGUGUGAAGGUGCCUCUUACCUUGUUCAUAAGUACUCCGGCAGAAAUAUUCCCCAGACGGUCCAAAACUGCGCGUCUCCUCCUCCUAGGUUCGGGAUGUCUCUACCCAGUAGACAGAAGAGCAGAUCCAUUACUCGAGAUAUUUUCAAUAGCCCGAGCAGUUCACCGAACAGGCUAACCGCGAAACGCCUUGACUCUAUAUUCCAGGAUGUUUCGGAGGGCCUGUAUCGUCGGGCAGAAGGCUGGGGCGUCACAAAAGCCGUACGUGGUGCGGUGACUGAAGCUCGCCGCAACAUGCAGGGUCUUCAAGCAGGCGGGACGAACUCUGCAUUAUUUAGCCAUGAUGGCCCGGUAUGGGAUUCCCCCAGUCCACCUCGACUAUCACUCGCUACAGUUAGAGAGUUGCAGCUGAGGGUGGCCACGAUGGAGCAAAGGAAUAAAGACUUGGCGAUGAUGUUAGAGGAUGCACUGAAUGUUUUGCAUACCCAGCAGCCGGCCCCAUCAGGAGCAGCUGAGGAGAAAGGCGCAGAGACAGAGGCCAGCCUAUCGGCAAUUAAUGAUGCCGUCGCUGCCAUUCGAAAGGUGAAGACCUGUCUUGAAGAUGCCUCGAUUCCACUGGACUCUACCGGCACUGGAGGAGAAGUACAUCCUCCAUCCAACGCUCGGAGCAGCGACGAUUCUCCGACCAGAGGAAGAGCCCAGACUGCCAUAGCCCGUAACCCUGCGCGAGUAGAGUCGAGCGAGAAGGGCGAAGACAAGGCUACUAUCGCUGCCGAGAACAAGACGAGCAUGAAGGAGCCGCAGUCGCCGCAGUCGCCGCCAAGCAGCGUCACUACUGCAACCACCAACAGCAACAACACUCUGCCAGCAAAGAUGGGAAAUAACAUCAAAUACAAUAAUACGACAGCAUCGAUGACAAUGCAUCCGAGCCGACCAACACGAACCUCGGUCCGGGAUUCAUCCUUCGCUUGGAUCCUGGGCGACGAUCAAGCCCGGCCAAGCUUUGCAACGAGCGCAUCCGCGCCUCCCGAGCAGAGACGAGUGCCCCUGAAAUCUAUCUUUGAUGACCCUGAGGCCCAGAGUGACAGCCGGGCAGCUGCUGGAGAUUUGCUCCUCUCUGAUUUACAGCAUGCACCGCAGUCGAUGCAGCAGCGGCGGCGACAACAGUCCCCGGGUCAGUGA
Messenger RNA from Trichophyton verrucosum HKI 0517, 2151 nucleotides. RefSeq names its product TBC domain protein, putative. Gene Ontology annotation, biological process: activation of GTPase activity. Gene Ontology annotation, molecular function: GTPase activator activity. The record is from RefSeq and is a predicted model, not a curated record. Lineage: Eukaryota; Fungi; Ascomycota; Eurotiomycetes; Onygenales; Arthrodermataceae. The transcript is spliced from 4 exons. The coding region runs from base 1 to 2151 and encodes 716 amino acids.